UAACUUCAUCUUAUCAGUUGGUCGACUUCCGGAAUAGUGGUUAUUCGAUUUAAUGGCAGAGGCUUGUGAAAUUUAUCGUGAGAUUUGAAAACAACUGUCACAGCAAUAAUGAGACUGGUCAAGUGAAUCUAGUGUUUAGUCUUUCAGGAGUGCGAUGGACAUCACGAAACACGAGUGCUUCAAACAUCUCUUCGCCGAUUUCACCAACAGCACGAACACGUCCGACAGUGACGUCAUCGCUCGUCUGGAGAGAAUCGAAAGCGAGGCGCUGCUCUUAAAGAUCCCGACCAUCGCCUUUCUUGUAGCCUUGAUGCUCAUCGGUAUCCCUGGCAACGUGCUAGUGAUCUACGUUUACCGAUACCGACUUUUGCACACGACGCCUCGUCUUCUUAUCAUCACGUUGGCUUGCUUCGACUUCUUCAACUGCGUCUUCGGAAUGCCCUUCGAGAUCGUCAACGUCAGCUACGACUACUUCCUCGACAUCCGCACGCUGUGCAAGCUGUUCAGAUUCAACAACACCGUCUGCACGUGCGGCUCCAUCCUCACCCUUCUCUUCAUAGCGGUAGACAGGUACAGAAAAAUAUGCAGAGCCCUCAGGAUUCAGAUCGUCUACAGACAGGCCAAAAUCUGUGUCGCCGUCAUUGUCGUUGUGGCCUUGGUUGGAUCUGUUCCUGCUCUAGUGUUCUACGGCAGGGAGACUAACAAUGUGGUGGGUGUGGUCACUAGUGACUGUUCUUUCGACGACAGUAUGAGACACACGGUGUUUCCCCAAAUAUAUCUAUUUUUUCUUGGGGUUCUUUGCGUAUUGUCCAUAGCUGUCCUAGUCGUACUGUACACCUUCAUCGUGCUACGGAUCGUCCGGCAGAAGAAGAGGCGCUCCACUCUCACUUCCGGAAGCGUACCGCUUCCGGUAAGUGGACGUCCCCGACAGAGGGAGGAGACUACCUCGAAAAGCUCUCUUCCUCGCGUCGAUUCCACCCACCGAAAGCUAGCCGGGUCGCUGACCAGGAGCUGGAAUUCGAGACAGGCGAGCUUCGUGAAGCGGUCGAGGAUGACCUGGAUGAUGUUGAUGGUAACCGCGGUGUUUAUUCUCGGAUACCUUCCGCACAUCUGUCUCCAGCUGAUGAGGACUCUGAAGGACGAGUUCUUGGAAGAUCUCCAGUGUCACUCUGCCGCUCUGGUGGCAGUGACUCUCUUCCUGAGGUCCUAUUUCCUGAACAGUGCCGCGAAUCCCAUUAUCUACGGUUUCUACAAUACGACGUUUCGACAGGAGUGUAAACUGUUGUUCGUGAAAGUAUUGGCUUGCUGCAAGAGGGAUGAUACGAAGGAGACUCCUGUUGAUGUGUCGAUUGUAUCGACGAGUGAUUCCUAAAUAACUGGCUCAAAUAAACGAGGACAGAAUGUAGGUAAUACUCAGGGUAGGGUCUCCAGUGAUACAGAGACUAUCUUCAAUUUGAUACAGUUAUGCUAAAAGGUGUCCACCUCACUGAACUUGUUUAAGAACUAAAGUUACAAAUUAAAUGCACAUUCCUGGUCUGGGCCCCAUUCCACGAAGCGAUCUUAGCCCUAAGAUUACCGUAAGCGCAUAGCUACUCUAUGCACUUAAGUUGAUCUUAGGGCUAAGAUCGCUUCGUGGAACGGGGCCCAGGGGUCUAAUUUACAAAGCUCUCUUAGGCUGUACUGGACAACAAACCAUCCUCUUUACAAGUCUUUUAGCAUUGUACUACGAGGUCGCAAAGUUGCGAGAGUUUAGUGAAAUAGGCCUCUGGUGCUUAUAGAACUUUUAGUCUAGACUCAAGACUCUAAUAGAGUCAGACAGUAAUGUGACAACGCCAUACAAAUUGUAUGUUUGUGACGUCAUUAGAGAUUGAGACUGAACUCUAAACUUUUUAUGAGCACGGGCCCAGGGUCCAGACCUUAAUGUAAUGCUAUUUGUAUGGCGUUGCCAUAACGUUAAAGUCUGGACUUUAUUAAAGUCUAAACUUUAAGGUUUAUAAGCACGGAGCCUGGUGUUUAUAAUUUAGUCAGCUGUAUUAUAAAUAUUCUCUGAAACUGUUUCAUCUAUCAUUGUAUCAUUGUAUCAUUGUAAUUGAAUUUUCUCAUCUUGUUGGUGGUAAAAUAUUAUGAAUAAAAGUUCUUCUUUCUGUUUAAGUAAGGAGUAGGUAUAUGUUUUACAGUGGUGAGGCCGGGAAGAUAAAACUAGACUGAGCAUAGUGUUUUUACAUCUCUUAUUAAUGAUUGUUAUAAGUACGUUUUUCUAAGUAAAGGUGGAUAGGUGCGGUACGUAUAAUUAGGUUUCUGUUUUUAUCUCCUACUCAACAGAGAUUAUUUCAGAUCUGAAUUUGAAUAAAAUUUGCUGGCAUUUUUUUCUCAAACACAAAGUCCAACAGGCUGAUACCUAAAGAUGAGUACAAUAAAAGUAUCGGGUUUUUUUCUUGUUCCAGCCAGCGCACAACGACUGAUAUAUCAAAGGCCGUAGUAUGUGCUGUCGUGUGUGAAUGAUGUAUAUGAAAGAUCCCUUGCUACUAAUGGAAAAAUGUAGAGGGUUUCCUCUCUAAGACUACAUGUCAACGUUACCAAAUGGUUGACAUCCAGUGGCCAAUGAUUAAUAAAUCAAAGUGCUCUAGAGGUGUCGUUAAAGAAAACAAACUUAUUCAUCGACGUUGCAAAUGCUGGUGGGCAAAGCGGUGUUAAAUCAAUCAUUAUAUAUAUAUAUAUAUAUAUAUAUAUAUAUAUAUAUAAAUAAUAAAAAUUGACGUUUUAGUUGACGAAACUUUGAGAUUUUAAACUUGUGGUUUUAAACAGAGACUGCCCAUUAAAUUAUUU
Molecule: messenger RNA, 2826 nt
Organism: Gigantopelta aegis
Lineage: Eukaryota; Metazoa; Mollusca; Gastropoda; Neomphalida; Peltospiridae
Product: orexin receptor type 2-like
Exons: 2
Coding region: 155-1372 (405 amino acids)
Biological process (GO): neuropeptide signaling pathway
Cellular component (GO): membrane
Molecular function (GO): neuropeptide receptor activity
Source: RefSeq, a predicted model, not a curated record